Messenger RNA from Trichomonas vaginalis G3, 1203 nucleotides. Its product is annotated as Ankyrin repeat family. Lineage: Eukaryota; Parabasalia; Trichomonadida; Trichomonadidae. Gene Ontology annotation, molecular function: protein binding. The transcript has a single exon. The record is from RefSeq and is a predicted model, not a curated record. Bases 1 to 1203 code for a protein of 400 amino acids.
AUGUCAGUGCAAUUUGAUGAUGUUGAUAUUCCAAUAAACGCAGAAAAACAAAUCGAACUUCAAGACUUCUUAAGUAAUCUCAGUCCAAAUAACGUGGAUAACACUGCUGACAGCAUAUUAGAAUCAAAUUUUGUUGAAGAUCAGGAUAUACUCUACGAAUUAUGCACAGAAAUCAAGACAAUUCAUAGAGUUAGACCAUUUUCUACAGCUUGUUUCUCAAAACUCAUCAAACAUAUUUCAGAUAAAUUGCCAAAUGCAAACAUAAUUUCUCAUAUUUUCGAGCCUGAGCGUCCAAUAUUUAAUCAAGAUAUCGUUUUAUUGAAUCAAUGCUUCCAAGAUGGAAUUGUUUCUGAAGAAUUUAUUGUCAAUUUCCACAAACAUCUUUCUAACCGUACAUUAGCUUACGCUCUAUAUUUUACUCCUUAUAUAAAGUACUUUGACGAUUACAUUAAAGCUAGAACUCAUUACCAUGAUGAUCGUUUUCAAGAGGUUUUACAAAAUUAUGAAAAGUACAGCGCAAAUGAUUUCGAGAUACUUAGAAAUUGCAUCGAAUUCGGAUGGGAUGUAGGUUCAUUAGGAUAUAUCAUAAAAUUUGAUGAAUCUGACAAAUUUAUUGUGAAAAUAGCUGAACUAGACAAUUGCACUUGCAUUACUUUAUACUCACCAUUUGAGUAUCUCAUAGAAAAGCCAGUUUAUAUCUUUAACCUUGCCGCUUUGUACGGAUCUGUUUCGAUAUUUAAAUAUCUCAUUGCUUCAUCAGCAACGCUACCACUCGAUCUUCCAAAAUAUGCAAUAAUGGGCGGUAACUACGAAAUUAUUCGACUUUGCAUGCAAGCCGGUUUAGAUUUUUCAGAUUCAAUUAAUACAGCCGUUGAAUAUCAUAGAAAUGAAAUUUUCAACUGGCUAACAGUAAACGGCAUAGCUGCAUCAACAUUUUAUUCGAGCGUCAUGAAAGACAACUUAUUAGCUUUAAUUUACUUUAUUUCUCAAGGAUUUAAUGUAAAAUUCAACGAGAAUGAAUGGUCAACUCCAUUACAUAUGGCUGUAUCAUAUGGAUCUAGUGCUGUCAUAGACUUUUUGAUCUCAUCAGGUUGUGAUUGGAAAGCUGUUGAUGAAAAUGGAUGGAGACCACUUGAUCUUGCAGAUUCCGAGUAUCAGAAACAUUUUAUUAACCAUUGUAUUAAUCGUGAGCUUUUGGCUUAG